This is a messenger RNA of Juglans microcarpa x Juglans regia, 878 nucleotides long. RefSeq names its product chaperone protein DnaJ. Gene Ontology annotation, cellular component: cytoplasm; nucleus. The coding region runs from base 194 to 595 and encodes 133 amino acids. The record is from RefSeq and is a predicted model, not a curated record. Lineage: Eukaryota; Viridiplantae; Streptophyta; Magnoliopsida; Fagales; Juglandaceae. The transcript is spliced from 5 exons.
GGAGCAUCGGGAGGUGUGACAUACGCGGCACGCCAAUGUGCACACAACACAAGCGCACCGACCACCUUAAGAAAGGAUAAUCUCCCCUCCCUCCGGAGUGUCCCCAAACCCCAUACCCCCAGCGGGAAUUCGAAGCUAAUCAGUGAACUGCAACGCUCUCUUUUGGGACGUUUUGUUGAAGACAGACGCGAACAUGAUGUGGGACGAGUGGGACGACAAUGCAACUGAUCACGAACAGCCCGACCAAGAUUCCCACCUUAAUUUCGAUUUUCUCUCUGCGCUGUCUAAGCCCAAGGAUUACUACAAGAUAUUAGAGGUGGAUUAUGAUGCUACGGACGAUGCCAUUCGAUCCAGUUACAUUCGCCUAGCGCUGAAAUGGCAUCCGGAUAAGAAAAAAGACCAGGACAGCGCGACUUCCAGAUUCCAAGAGAUAAACGAGGCCUACCAGGUUUUGAGUGAUCCUGCCAAGAGGAGAGAAUAUGACACGAAAGGAAUGCUAUAUGCCUAUGAUUAUAAUAUAAUCGAGUAUCUCCACCGUUACAAAGGUCUUAUAUUGACAUGCAAUGGUCUUGGGAUAAAGCAUUCAAUAUGGUAAGCGAGACAAGAUGCACAGAUAUCCUUCACUACAUCUUGGACAAACUUUCAUGGUGCCUGCAUAUAUUUGCCAACACUUCAACUUCAAGGAGCAUGGCUGGCGAGAAGGGGAAGGGGGUGGGCUGUUAAUAUCAUGUUAUGCUUGUGUACAAAUGAAAAGCUCACCAACAUGUUGUAACAUCUCUUACCUACCCAUUUACCUCUUCUUGGAGCUCUGCUGACUAUAUAUAACCUUUUUAUAUACUGUCGCUGUGGAGGAAUGGAUUAUCUUCUAUUCGCUUUUA